AUGGGCCACGUACAAGUACUGCAAGAACGGAAGAAUUAUCAUCAUUAUUUUGCUACAAUUGUCGCAAACAUAAUUGAAUUUUCCAGGCUCUUUUUUAAGAUCGUUCGCAAGAGUUAUACCAAUGCUGUACAGAGAUUCAGUGUUACUCCGAAAAAAUUCUUGGUGAGAUCAAUCGGCGGCUACGUAAUAAGUAAAAGUGAAAAGGAUACUCUUGGGCCAUUCGUUGUGUACAAAUCUAAUCUGAUAGACGGAUUAGAUGGCAUUGAUGGACAGGCUGAAUUUGCUAAAUUUGAAAUUGAAGAAUACGACAAUUCCUAUUGGGCUCUUGUCUUAUUAUCUGAUAACAAACGUGUACUUGGUUUAAAAGAAAUAAAGGGCAACAAAUAUGAAUUGCUUUUUGUGGAAGUCAAUGAAGAUAUGAAAUCAUUUUCAAAACAAUUGAAGGAAGUGAAAAAAAGCAACUGGCAUUAA
Molecule: messenger RNA, 471 nt
Organism: Trichoplax adhaerens
Lineage: Eukaryota; Metazoa; Placozoa; Uniplacotomia; Trichoplacea; Trichoplacidae
Exons: 5
Coding region: 1-471 (156 amino acids)
Source: RefSeq, a predicted model, not a curated record